This is a messenger RNA of Aspergillus novofumigatus IBT 16806, 3641 nucleotides long. RefSeq names its product DUF221-domain-containing protein. The record is from RefSeq and is a predicted model, not a curated record. Lineage: Eukaryota; Fungi; Ascomycota; Eurotiomycetes; Eurotiales; Aspergillaceae. Gene Ontology annotation, cellular component: plasma membrane. Gene Ontology annotation, molecular function: calcium-activated cation channel activity. The transcript has 8 exons. The coding region runs from base 321 to 3641 and encodes 1106 amino acids.
CAUGUUCACUCGUUGUUGCCUCCCUGUAUGUACUCUAUUGUUUAUAUAAGGAUCCGAUCUCUUUAUCUGCGGGAUGUUUCACAUCUGCCCCGUCUGCUGAAUGAUCAUUGACAAUGAGAAGUGAUGGGCUCUUUUCCUUGCAUCCAUGAGCGGUGCAUUAUUCUCUCUAAUCUUAUGACUUCGACUUGCGCUCUUCUCACGAAUGCUCCCUCAACCUCAAUUGAUCUUCUCUCGACGACAUCAUUGUGAACACUGCGGAUCAUUUUUUCUGAGCCUCGCCGAAAAUCGACUACAUUGCAUCAGCGCCAUUGCUCGCAGAGAUGGCGACCGAUCUUGGGCUGGCCCUGGAGCACGCGGGUGGGAACGGUCAAAGGAAUGAAGGUGUCACUAUUCAGACAUUUUUGGCUUCGCUCGCAACUGCAGUGAUAGUCUUUGCUGUUGAAUUCUUGCUGUUUUUGCUUCUCAAAGGCAAACUCACUCGUAUCUAUCAACCUAGAACGUAUUUGGUCCCGGACAGAGAGCGCACAAAACCGUCCCCGCCGGGUUUGUUUAGUUGGAUUGGCCCUGUUUUUCGCACCUCUAGUUCCGAAUUCAUCCAGAAAUGUGGCCUGGAUGCCUACUUCUUUCUGCGAUACUUGCGAAUGCUUCUCAAGAUCUUCGUUCCGCUAGGUUGCAUUGUGUUGCCCGUCCUAUUGCCCCUGAACAAAGUGGAUGGGAAAGACCGAAACUUCAAGAAUGCAACUGGGACAGGUGACACAUGGAAUGUCACUGGCCUUGACCAAUUGGCCUGGGGUAAUGUGGCCCCAGAACACGUCCAGCGCUACUGGGCACAUCUAAUUAUGGCUGUCAUCGUUAUUGUCUAUGUGUGCGCCAUAUUCUUCGAUGAGCUGAAAGGGUAUAUCCGCCUUCGGCAAGCCUACCUCACUUCACCACAGCAUCGACUUCGAGCCUCUGCAACAACAGUGCUGGUAACAGCCAUCCCAGACAGCUGGCUGUCUGUUGAGGCUUUGGAGUCACUGUAUGAUUUUCCCCGGGUGAAGCAACGUGAUGCGCUAGCAUUGAAGCUAGAGUCUGCAGAGACGGACUUGAUCAUUAAAUGCAAGAAAGCUCAAUUGAAGCAGGCGAAGGCCGCAGCGAAGAAAUCCGGAUUGAGACCUAAGGAGCAUGCGCUGCAACUAGCUGCAGGCGGCGGUAUCAGCUCAGGUGAUCCGCACCAAGCUCACACAUUGAACCAGAUUUUGCAUCGCGAUGUUCAUGGAAAGCACCGUGCCGACUCUGGAGAGCCUAAAAAGCGCAAGCCCUUCGACCCAGCUGUGGAAGCGGUAGGGAUGGUUGGUCAAAGUGUUGGCAAUUUGGGCAGAUCCGUUCUGGGAACUCUGAAACGGGUGGAGGGCGACAUCGACGGCAACGCUGGGACUACCGCGCCUCUCCAACAUAGAGCUUCGAAUGCCGAAACAAACAGCGCAGAGCUGCCCGAUCCUUGGCGACCAAGCAACGAUAGCAUCACCCCAUCAAUUGGGAAUGGAAAUGCAGCGUCUAUUAAUGAGAAUGGCGCACCAUCCGAUGCUCCUCGUAGCAGAUCGAACUCCAAGCCAAGACGGCCCUUCUGGAAAAGUCGAAUGUCUAGCAACUAUUCCAAAGCGAGCAACAGGACAGAACCGGAUGAGUUUCCACUCACGGCUCCAGAGGACCCGGCCGAAGGAGAAGCUUCAAACGAAGAGAGAUCACACAAUGAUGAAAAGCAAAAAGGCAAGAAGCACAAAGGCCGGGGAAGUGAAGACUAUGGAGAGCCGCUAUGGAAAAAGUACAUCCGGGAAAAGGAUCGUGACACCAUGAGGUUGCCAAUCUUUGGUCUCAGUUGGAUGCCUUCCCUCUGGCUCAUUGGCAAAAAGGUGGACACAAUAGACUAUUGCCGGAAGGAAAUCGCUCGCUUAAAUCUGGAGAUUGAAAUUGAUCAGCAACACCCCGAGAAAUUCCCCCUCAUGAAUUCAGCGUUCAUACAGUUCAACCACCAGGUGGCUGCUCAUAUGGCUUGUCAGGCUGUCAGUCAUCACCUGCCAAAACAAAUGGCCCCUCGCACCGUGGAGAUCUCGCCGGACGAUGUGAUUUGGGACAACAUGUCAAUCAAAUGGUGGGAGCGUUAUCUGAGGACAUUCGGGAUUCUCACGAUCGUCUGCGCUAUGGUGGUUGGCUGGGCGUUCCCCGUCGCGUUUACUGGUUUGCUGUCUCAAUUGUCUUACCUGGAAAAUGCCUUCACAUGGUUAUCUUGGAUCUCCAAGCUGCCAGACUGGCUCAUCUCUGCCAUCCAGGGUAUCUUGCCCCCGCUUUUCUUAGCCAUCUUGAUGGCGCUCCUGCCCCUGAUUCUCCGAUUCCUCUGUCGAGCUCAAGGGUUACACACAGGCAUGGCCAUCGAACUUACCGUUCAGAACUACUUCUUCGCUUUCCUGUUCGUCCAGUUGUUCCUGGUCGUUGCUAUCUCGUCCAGUUUCUCGACGAUCAUCGAUAACGUCACAAACGUUACCAGUUGGCCAGAAUUACUGGCCCAAAACAUCCCCUCCUCGAGCAACUAUUUCUUCUCGUAUAUGAUUCUACAGGCGCUGUCAGUGAGUGCCGGAGCUUUAGUGCAGAUCGUUGGCUUGUUCAGCUGGUUUAUUCUAGCACCCUUACUGGAUAACACAGCAAGAAAGAAAUGGGGUCGCACAACGAACUUGAAUCAGAUGCAAUGGGGAACAUUCUUUCCGGUCUAUACUACUCUCGCAUCGAUCGGUUUGAUCUAUUGUGUGAUAUCCCCUUUGAUCUUGGUCUUCAACAUCAUCACCUUUGGCCUGUUCUGGUUCGUGUACAGAUAUAACACGCUGUACGUCACCAAAUUCCGCUUUGACACUGGCGGGCUACUAUUCCCUCGCGCUAUCAACCAGCUCUUCACGGGCUUAUAUGUCAUGGAACUCAGCUUGAUCGGGCUGUUCUUUUUGGUCCGUGAUGUGGACGGCAACGUUGCCUGCGAAGGGCAAGCAAUAUGCAUGAUUGUGGUUUUGAUUCUCACAAUCGGGUACCAAAUCCUUCUGAACGAAGCCUUCAGCCCGCUGAUCCGUUACUUGCCGAUCACCUUGGAGGAUGAUGCUGCCCACGAGAUCGAACUGAAGAACAUCGAAGCGAAUUCUGGGCGGCGAGCAUCGACUCAGACGGGCACUCUCCACAACAGCCGCCAUCAUUCAUGGGCAGAUCGGUCAUCAAAAACACGGUCUAAAUAUUUUGGAACUCAUUCGAGCGGUUCAGUGCCGACCUUGCAGCGAGUCCGUGAGAAGAUCACGCAUGACGCCGAAGCCCAAGGCCCUCCUACGGGUAAAAUAGGGCACGCAUUGUUUGCCGGUAUUCAUGAUGAAUUGGAGGAUCUCACACCAGAUGAGCGUGAUCAACUGACUCAGCGAGCGUUUCAACAUGACGCUCUACGAGCAAAACGUCCCGUGAUAUGGAUUCCGCGAGACGAUCUGGGAGUAAGCGAUGAUGAGAUUUAUCGAACUCAACGGUUCAGCAAGCACAUCUGGAUCAGUAACGAGUAUCAAGCGCUGGACGGCAAGUGCCGUACCAUUUUCAGCCGCAGUCCACCGGAUUUCUCGGAGAUCGAUCUCAUUCAGUUAUAG